AUGAUGGAAUACAUCGGAGCAACUGGAAAACCGGUAACUUUCGACGGAAUUCCGAUCGAAGACGGCAUCGAUUUCCACUUCAUUCUUAGUUUCGCCAUAGACUCCGACGUCUCCGGCAUCCCCCAAAAUGGCAAGUUCACUCCCUACUGGUCAUCAUCGUUAACCGCCGAUUCCGUCGCCGCCGUGAAAUCCAAACACCCAAACGUCAAAGCUCUGGCGAGUCUCUCCGGUUGGAGUCUCGGUUCAACAACACUUCGUUGGUACAAACCACAAAACGCUCAAACCUGGAUCUCAAACGCCUUCACUUCCAUCAAAUCCAUCGUCGAAACCUACCAUCUCGACGGAAUCGACAUCGAUUACGAAAACUUUCCAAAACACAACGAAAGUUUCAGUUACUGCAUCGGUGAACUCAUAACCUACCUGAAGAAUCAAAGCGUGAUCUCCGUCGCGACGAUCGCACCUUAUCGUCUGACGACGAUUCCUUACAUUCAACUAUUUGAUGCAUACGGCGACGUAAUCGAUUACGUGAAUCAUCAAUUUUAUACAGAUAAAGUGAAGACGACGGAGGCGUACCUGGAAGAUUUCCGGCUGAGGACGGAGGAAUUCGACGGUAACAAGGUGUUGCCGAGCUACGAAGUGGAUGGAAGAGGGAUACAAGGAGAUGCAUUCUUCGAUGCGUUGCAGGUUUUGGAAGAAAAUGGAUUUGAAAUCAAUGGAAUUAUGAUAUAUUCAGCUGAUGCUUCUGCUUCAACGAAUUCAACCGCUAAGUUCUAUUAUGAACAGAAAUCACAGGAGUUCUUGCUCAAUUCUUCCAGGAUUUGA
Molecule: messenger RNA, 822 nt
Organism: Cynara cardunculus var. scolymus (artichoke)
Lineage: Eukaryota; Viridiplantae; Streptophyta; Magnoliopsida; Asterales; Asteraceae
Product: chitinase 2-like
Exons: 1
Coding region: 1-822 (273 amino acids)
Biological process (GO): carbohydrate metabolic process
Molecular function (GO): hydrolase activity, hydrolyzing O-glycosyl compounds
Source: RefSeq, a predicted model, not a curated record